Moneuplotes crassus is the source of this 1561-nucleotide messenger RNA. The record is from the annotation of a GenBank genome assembly. NCBI's taxonomy places the organism in Eukaryota, Ciliophora, Spirotrichea, Euplotida, Euplotidae.
CAGCAGGAAAAGUUUGAAAAUGUUUAAUAAUAGGCAAAGAAGCUUGAAAGGAUCCCUCGGAAACUUCAUGGUUGUGAUAGUCUUCAUUGUGCAACUCACUGAGUAUUACUGUUUUGCAAUAAUGACUUGGUGGCCUAGGCUAAGCACAGAUAUGAGGAUAUAUGCAAUCCCGAUAUUAAUUUGCUUCAACUUUUUAGCAAUCAUGCUCAUGUGGUCCUUCAUUAUGACCCUCCUCAUGGAUCCAGGUGAGGUUCCAAUAUAUUGGGGCUUUAGAGUUGGAGAUCCUGAAAAUCGAAGGAGAAGAUACUGCCUCAUGUGAAAUUUGUAUAAACCAGAACGAUGUCACCACUGCUCUGCAUGUGGGAGAUGUGUGCUGAACAUGGAUCACCACUGUCCAUGGGUUAAUAACUGUAUCGGGUUCAAAAAUAGAAAGUACUUCAUUUUACUACUAUUCUAUGUCCAAAUAACAACUAUAUUUGUGCUAAUAUGCUGGUCCUACGAUGUCAUAUGGAGUAUAAAUGCGAUCUACACGGAUAUUGCAACUUCAAAAUUCCAUUACCGCGAGAUACGGAAAGCGAUAAUCAUAUUAAUCUGAUAUAUUUUCGUCGGCUUGAUCUGAAUUAUGAUGUCUUUUUUCUUCAGUUUCCAUCGUAAACUAAUCAGGGAAAAUAAAACUACAAUCGAGAAUAUGGAGCAUGAAUCAGAUCCUCUGUACGAGAGUCGAUAUGAUAUUGACCUCUGGCAUAAUAUCUACCAAGUAAUGGGUGUCAAUAAAUGGAUCUGGUGGGUCCCAGUCAAUCCUAAAUCAAAUAAUCCUGAAGGCCACGGUAUAUAUUUUCAAAAAUAAUUGCGAGAGUAGCAGUGAAGAAUCUGAAGAAGAGGAAUCGGAGGAUGACAGACCCAGGCAGUACAGGAAUACAAAUCAAAAUGAAAAUGGGACAGAUAUCAUCGAGAGAUUAACAAACGUUAGAGAUCCUAAUGCUGCCCAGGAUAGGAACAAAGAUAAUGAUAUGAGUAGAAGAGAGAAUAAUGGAGUUGAUAGUGGGCAUACAGAUAAUAUUACAAUUCAUCAUGAAGACCAGCACAGGCGGGAUAAUUUAAACAAUAUUGUGAUAUCUGAUAAUACUGGCCAAAUCGAUCGUGGCCAUGGACGGAAUGAAAAUAAUAAGGUAGAAGAUUCUAAGGGAGAAUAUUCUAACCGUAGGAAUGCUGAGCCAUCCCAGCAUCAAGAUAAAAGAAACUUUCAAUAUUAUGAUAGGACAACACUUGGAGACAAUUCAGGAGAUCAACCACUUCUCUCUGGGGGAAGAGCUGAUGGAGAAAGAGCCGAUUCCAAGUCUUCAGUUGGACAGCUAUAAUAAGAGGGAGCAAAGUUCAAGGAUCAAGUAAUAAAAUUCCGCAGAAAAGGGCUCGGAACACAAAUACCAAUACUCAGAGGUCAAUCCAAAGGAGGCCUGGAGGAGGGACUCAGAAUAUGACUGCAGGCACUCGACAUGGAAGAGAGAAUCGCUUGCCUAGGUAGAAGCAAUGUAUCAGGCUUAUGUUUUCAAUCAUCAAGUUA